Perkinsus marinus ATCC 50983 is the source of this 651-nucleotide messenger RNA. Its product is annotated as 6,7-dimethyl-8-ribityllumazine synthase, putative. Bases 1 to 651 code for a protein of 216 amino acids. Gene Ontology annotation, molecular function: 6,7-dimethyl-8-ribityllumazine synthase activity. The transcript has 6 exons. Gene Ontology annotation, cellular component: riboflavin synthase complex; intracellular anatomical structure. The record is from RefSeq and is a predicted model, not a curated record. Lineage: Eukaryota; Perkinsozoa; Perkinsida; Perkinsidae. Gene Ontology annotation, biological process: riboflavin biosynthetic process.
AUGGCUGAGAUGAGAGUGUCGAAUGAGUUCGACACUCUGUUCCCCGUUGAUAUGGAUCUGUCAUCCUUACGAAUAGUCGUCGUGGAGAGCUCUGAGAAUCGGCUCAUAGUAAAAUCAAUAAGGAAGGACUUUGAAGAAAAACUCGCAGUAUAUAACAAUGCCGAGCUCAACGUUGAUGAAGUAUACGUCCCGAGUGCAUGGCAUAUCCCCUAUGCCGUGCAGGAGAUACUACAACAACACGGUCAACGGUUCGAGCCCUUCCCGAUUGUCGUUGUUUUGGCAUGCCUUAUUGAAGAAAGCUCUACAGACUUCAGGAUGCUAUGUGAUAACGUAUCGUACGGUCUAAUGCGGAUCAGCCUUGACCAUAAAGUGCCGAUAGUUAACGGCAUGCUGAUGACAUCAACAGAGUUGCAAGCAGAGAGAAGAUGCGCGGGUCGGAGUAACGCCUUGACAGGGAACACUGAGACCUUCGGGGGAGAGUUAGCGACUGAGGCGAUUUGUAUAGGAGGAAUUAAGAGAGUUGUGAAGAACUUAGAUGCUGAUGAGGAUAUUAAGACGGAAGAUUCUGAUAUAUUGUUCUACGUUGGUGGCAUACGGAUAUUCAAUCAACCGGCGGCAGACCUCGUCAUUCGCGGUUGGGCUUCUCAGUGA